Cherax quadricarinatus is the source of this 1004-nucleotide messenger RNA. RefSeq lists its product as uncharacterized. The record is from RefSeq and is a predicted model, not a curated record. Lineage: Eukaryota; Metazoa; Arthropoda; Malacostraca; Decapoda; Parastacidae.
AAGGAUUUCUUCAUAAGACCUUCAUACGUCAUGCCCAGUGCAGCCUGAAGGCGAGCGUCUCGCAGCUCCAGGGGGUAUAAAGGAAUGUCAUUUUUCCUCACAGUACAGUUCACGCUGAAGCUGACCAGCAUGAAGGUCUUGGCAGCAGCAGCAGCCCUUGUCAUCCUUGCAGCCACUGGUAGUGCUGAACCUCUUCCGGAAGCUGACCCAGGUUUCCGGGACUUUGGAGGUCAUGGUGGAGGAUUCAACAGAAGACUUGGUGGCUACCGUGGCAAGAGAAGUGCUGUGGCAGAGGCUCUGGCUGAUGCAGAUCCUGAGCCUGGCUUUAGGCGUUAUGGUGGGAUUGGCGGAUUAGGUGGGGGCUUUAGAAGAUUCACAGGCGUUGGCCGCGUUCACCACUAUGGAAAGAGGAGUGCUGAGGCAGAUCCUGUGCCUGGAUUUAGGCAUUAUGGUGGGAUUGGUGGUAGCUUUGGAGGAAUCGGUGGUGUUAGCCGCGUUCACCACUAUGGAAAAAGGAGUGCUGAGGCAGAUCCUGAGCCUGGAUUUAGGCAUUAUGGUGGGAUUGGUGGUGGCUUUGUAGGAUUCAGUUGUGCUGGCCGUGUUCACCACUAUGGAAAAAGGAGUGCUGAGGCAGAUCCUGACCCUGGAUUUAGGCAUUAUGGAGGGAUUGGUGGUGGCUUUGGAGGAUUCAGUGGUGCUGGCCGUGUUCACCACUAUGGAAAGAGGAAUGCUGAGGCAGAUCCUGAGCCUGGAUUUAGGCAUUAUGGAGGGAUUAGUGGAUUAAGUGGUGGCUUUGGAAGAUUCACAGGCGUUGGCCGCCUUCACCACUAUGGAAAGAGGAGUGCUGAGGCAGAUCCUGAGCCUGGAUACAGGCGUUAUGGUGGGAUCGGAGGAAUAGGUGGUGGCUUUGGAGGAUUUGGUCGUAGCUUCGGUGGAUAUGGACGAUAAUUUUUUAUUUUUUUGUCUCAGUAUAAAGCACAUAAUAAAGCACAUUUUCACAAUAA